UACUGUACUUAAAAAAUUGCAUUGCUAAAAUUUGAUGCGCGCGCAUUUAUUAUUCCAUGUUUCUAAACAUGGCAGGUAGAAGUGGGUUUGAUGAUGGAAAUCCGAGGGACUUUGAUGGUCCCAGAAGGACCGCAGGUGGUCGUCCUCUCCCUUCAGAGCCUCCCUACAAAGCAUACGUUGGCAAUUUACCUUCAGGAAUGAUUCAAGGAGAUAUAAACAGAAUCUUCCCAGGAUUUGGUAUCAAAAAUGUACGACUUGUUAUGGACAAAGAAACAGAUAAAUUCAAAGGAUUUUGCUAUGUUGAAUUUGAGACUAUUGAAGACUUGAUUAGAGCUAUAGAUAUGAAUGGAAUUUUAAAUGUUAAUGGUAGCUUUAUCAAAAUUGAUGUUGCUGAAGAAAAAAGGAGCGACAGAGGGGGUGGCUUUGACCGUGGACGGCGAGACGGCGGACGGGACGUUGGGCGCGGCGGCGGCGGCGGCGGUGGCGGCGGCGGCGGUGGUUUCAAGCGAGACGGUGGUCGUGGUACGUACGAUCACUUCGAGGGAGACCGACGUGCUCCCCGUCCUACUGGAGGGUUUACACAGGAUCGCGAGCGAGGGGCCGGCGGGGCCGGUGGGGCCGGCGGAGGCGGCGGUGGCGGCGGUGGCGGUGGUGAACGGUGGAGUGAACGUGGCGGCGACCGGUGGAGCGAGGGCGGCCGCGGUGGCCGCGGAGGCUCCGAGGAGCCGCGCCCUCCUGGCGACUGGGGACGCAUGGGCCGCUCGGGCUCCGGGGCUCCGCCUUCCCAGAGACCUGCGCCACGACGCUUCGACGAUAUGCCCCCAGCACGACCCGCAACAGAAACUCCUGGCAGGCCAAAAUUAAAAUUAGAGCCAAGAACAGUGAAGGAGCCAGUGAACUCCCUUGCGUCGACGAGCCAGGCGUCUUCAAUAUUCGGAGGCGCAAGGCCGCGCGAGGAAAGACUCAAGGAGCUCGCUGGGGAAUGAAUUUCAAAUCUCACCCCGCAACAAUACUUUUACCGACUAUUCCCUCUCCCUGUGUGUAAAUGUAUCGUCCCGAUACCAGUACCUUAUGUAUUUUCGAUAUUAAUCAAAAUGGUGAAUUAUGCGGUAAAUCAUUUAAAUGCUUUUUGUUAGGUUGUGAGGUUGUUAAUCAUUUUAUAAUAUUUUAUUAUUGCAUUAUUGAAAUAUGUAUGAUCUUUUGGCCGAUUUUGCCGACACCUAACUUUUAACUUGUUAAAAGUAAAGCAUUUAAGGUAUUAUUAUAAAUCGCUUGCAUUAUAAUAUAUGUCAGCUUGUUUGUUUGUUGAGCUUAUGUAAUUAUUUAAAGCUUUUUCCAUUAUUUUGUCAAAUUAUAGAAUAUUUGCAUAAUAUUAUCAUAAAAUGGGUUAUUUUUUAUUUAUGUCAAUUUAUAAACUAAUAUUCACAAAGUAAUUUAAGGUGAUGAUAAUAUUGAUAUGAUUAUAUAUUAUCAUUGUAAAUUAAUCCAGUGAUUUAAGUCUAUUUCUAUUUCAUUAGAUAUUGUGUAAUAUUGUAAGUUCCAUGGCAAAAAAAUCGCAAAAUUGUAACAAAUCAUAGAAAAAAUUAAUAAAAAGUGAACUCUU
Aricia agestis (brown argus) is the source of this 1603-nucleotide messenger RNA. RefSeq names its product eukaryotic translation initiation factor 4H-like (gene eIF4H1). Gene Ontology annotation, molecular function: RNA binding. Lineage: Eukaryota; Metazoa; Arthropoda; Insecta; Lepidoptera; Lycaenidae. The transcript has 6 exons. The coding region runs from base 57 to 986 and encodes 309 amino acids. The record is from RefSeq and is a predicted model, not a curated record.